AUGGCCUCUCUGGACCUUCCAUACCGCUGUCCUCGCUGCGGGGAGCACAAGCGCUUCCGAAGCCUGUCGUCCUUACGUGCCCACCUGGAGUACAACCACACGUACGAGACCCUCUACGUCCUCUCCAAAUCCAACAGUGUCUGUGAUGCCGCCGCUCUGCUGCCUCUAGUGGCCGAGGGAGCUCUCCUCACACCCGCCAACAACAACGACCCCUUUGAGCCCCUCCGGCCUUCAGCUUUAAAGGAGCGCCGCUUCCCUUGCCGUGAGCUUCCUUGUGCGGACGACCUGAGUUUAACCCCAGCUAACUCCAACACCGCAGCCAGGUAUAUUCCCAAUGUGGAGUUUCCCCUGGGGGAGAUUUUCAUGAAGAAAGCCAUGACAUCCGCAGACCCGGGUCCCCAUGGAAACCCUAGCACAGCUGUAGCAGUGGCAGCUAAUGUAGCGGCCAGUGCAGUAGAGGCGGCCUACGAGGAGGGCCUGGCCCGGCUGAAGGCGCGGGCGUUUGAGCGGCUGGAGCUGGACGAAAGGCUGGAGAAGCUUUCUGAAGAGGUGGAGCAGAAAAUAGCGGCCCGUGUAGGUCGCCUUCAGGCGGAGCUGGAGAGGAAGAGCUCCGAGCUGGAGCGGGCCAAGCAGGAGAGCGAGCGGCUGAGCCAGGAGAAACAGGACCUGGAGGACAAGGCCUCCGAGCUCUCCCGGCAGGUGGACGUCUCUGUGGAAAUGCUCGCCAACCUCAAACAGGACCUGGUGAACAAGGAGGAGGAGCUCAAUCACAAGCAGCAGGAAGUUGCCCAGAUCGACCAGUUCCUUCAGGAGACGGCGGCGCGCGAGGCCAAUGCCAAAGUGCGGCUGCAGCAGUUCAUCGAGGAGCUGCUGGACCGAGCGGACCGCGCAGAAAAGCAGCUGCAGAUCAUCAGCAGCUGUGGAACGACGCCGAACGGCAGCCUGGGACGCUGCAGCCUCCAGGCCUCGAAGGGCAACGGACGCCAGAGGAACUCCAGCCUCUCUGGGAGCACGAGAGGCAUGUACCAAGUGUCGGACCGGCGAUCCUCCCCCAGCACAGGAGCGUCAGGGCGGAUCAAGUCUGUCUCGCAGGGCUCUGGAGGCUACGACAGCGACAGCGUGGAGAUGCACCCCAUGGAGGAGUGUCCCGAGGCCCAGUACUAUCACAUGCAGUGCCGGCUGGGCGAGGGGGGCUACGAGCGCUCCCCCGGGUGCGGCGGCGGUGGAUCGAGGAACUGGGGUCUUCGUAAACAGGCCAUCCAGAACUGGCAGCGGCGACCUUACAGGAACAGCACCGAAGGCGAGGAAGGAGACGUGUCGGACGUGGGCUCCCGGACCACCGAGUCCGAGGUGGAGAUGUGGGAACAGGAGAGGAGAGCUGUGGCCGAGGUCCAGCAGUCUGCCACUCCCUACCCGCACCAUGGCAGGGCGGGAUAUCGCCCUAACGCAGGUCGCUCUGACGGGGUCUACAACAAGCCAUGCCGCCAUGAAAAGAGCCCGUCCAAAUCCAACGAGGUGAUCAGUCCCGAGAUCCUGAAGAUGCGCGCGGCUCUCUUCUGUAUCUUCACCUACCUGGAUACUAAAACCCUGCUGAGAGCCGCUGAGGUCUGUCGCGACUGGAAGUUUGUGGCCCGUCACCCGGCUGUGUGGACCAGAGUCCUCCUGGAAAACGCUCGCAUUUCUUCCAAGUUCCUGAGCAUAUUGUCUCAGUGGUGCACUCAGACGCACUCCCUCAUCCUGCAAAACCUCAAACCGAGACAGCGGGGAAAGAAGGAAACCAAGGAGGACUACCUGAAAAGCACACGUGGCUGUCUGGAGGAAGGUCUGGAGGCGUUGUUAAAGGCCACAGGAAGUAACCUGCUGAUACUGAAGAUUUCGCACUGCCCCAACCUGCUGACCGAUCGUUCCCUCUGGCUGGCCAGCUGCUACUGCCGAGCUCUGCAGGCGGUGACCUACAGGAGUGCCACAGAUCCAGUUGGCCAGGAGGUGAUCUGGGCCCUCGGAGCCGGUUGUCGAGACAUCAUCUCCCUACAGGUGGCGCCACUACACCCAUGCCAACAACCUGCUCGUUUCAGUAACCGAUGCCUGCAGACGAUUGGACGGUGCUGGCCACACCUCCGUGCUCUUGGUGUGGGGGGGGCUGGAUGUGGCAUUCAGGGGCUGGCAUCUCUAGCGAGGAACUGCAUGCGCCUGCAGGUGCUGGAGCUGGAUCAUGUGAGCGAGAUCAACCAGGAGGUGGCAGCAGAGGUUUGCAGAGAGGGCUUGAAAGGGCUGGAGAUGCUGGUGCUUACCUCGACACCCGUCACCCCUAAAGCCCUGCUUCACUUCAACAGUGUUUGCCGCAACCUGAAGUCCAUCGUGGUUCAGAUCGGUAUUGAAGACUACUUUGAGGACCCCAACAGUCCUGAAGCCAGAAAACUAUUCGAUGAGAUGGUCAACAAGCUGCAGGCUCUGAAGAAGAGACCCGGCUUCUCCAAAAUCCUCCACGUGAAAGCAGACAGUCUCUGCUAACGUCUUUUGUGCAGAUUCUUCGAGUCUUGGAGAGGCGCCAUCCUGGCUCCAGUCAAUCAAAAGGACCCAGCUGUUUUGAGCCCACUCAAUGGGGUUGAAUACGUCUGCAGCACCGACAGAAACAACAGAAGACCGCCAUGAUGAACCAAGGCCGAGGCUCGAUGCGCAUACUCUGCUAGAACAACCUUCAAACAGAAAAAAACUCAUUCAAUA
Molecule: messenger RNA, 2724 nt
Organism: Chelmon rostratus (copperband butterflyfish)
Lineage: Eukaryota; Metazoa; Chordata; Actinopteri; Chaetodontiformes; Chaetodontidae
Gene: fbxo41
Product: F-box protein 41
Exons: 13
Coding region: 1-2511 (836 amino acids)
Molecular function (GO): protein binding
Source: RefSeq, a predicted model, not a curated record